GCAUAAGUAAAUAAGUCAUGCGCGAAACUCACUAUGUGAAAAUCGUGGAGAAAAGAGUGUAAAGAAUGGUUUGUUAAAAAUGUAGGAUAAUAUCGAAAACAGGUUGUAACUUACGCGUCUGUUUAUCUCAAUUCAAAACGCCGCGCUUGUAAACAAUGCAACCACUGCCACUGUGAUAGCGUUUCAGUUUGUGGAUAAAUUGGUCUCGGAUGCAAUGAAAAAUAAUUGCUACAAAAGAAAAUCGAAUACUUUUAAAAUGUCUACAAACGAAGAAUUGCUUGCCAAAAUAAAGAAGCUAGAAACUGAGUUGGCUAACGAAAAAGCAAAACAUGUGCAACCUACAAGACAAAAAAUUGCUGAAAUGUCUUCUGAAGUUGUUGAUUCUAACCCUUACAGCCGUUUAAUGGCCCUAAAACGUAUGGGUAUUGUAGACAACUAUGAGAAGAUCCGAGACUUUACUGUAGCUGUAGUUGGAGUGGGCGGAGUUGGAAGUGUCACUGCUGAGAUGCUUACUCGCUGUGGAAUCGGUAAAUUACUUUUAUUUGAUUACGACAAGGUUGAACUUGCCAAUAUGAACAGAUUAUUCUUCCAGCCACAUCAGUCGGGCCUUUCUAAGGUAGAAGCAGCUGCAAACACUUUGACGUUUAUAAACCCUGACGUCACCAUUGAGACUCACAAUUACAACAUCACAACUAUGGACAACUUCGCCCACUUCAUGGACCGAAUAAGUCACGGCAGCCUGACUGGAGGAGCAGUAGACCUAGUGCUCAGCUGUGUUGAUAACUUCGAGGCGAGGAUGGCUAUCAACACAGCAUGUAAUGAGCUGGGACAGACGUGGUUUGAGUCGGGUGUCUCUGAAAACGCUGUCUCUGGACAUAUACAGCUCAUAGUGCCGGGGGAAAGCGCCUGCUUUGCGUGUGCCCCACCACUAAUUGUCGCCUCUAAUGUGGAUGAGAGGACAUUGAAGAAAGACGGAGUGUGUGCAGCUAGUUUACCCACUACAAUGGGAGUCGUCGCUGGAUUCUUAGUUCAAAACACUCUCAAGUACUUGUUGAAGUUUGGAGAAGUGUCGUGGUACCUCGGAUACAACGCUCUGACAGAUUUCUUCCCCCAGAUGAAGCUCAGACCCAACACAGGAUGUGAUGACAGCUACUGCAGAGCUCAACAAGCUGCCAAACCUCCAGUUGAAGUCACUCCGGUUGUCGCUAGCAAACAGGAGGAGAAACCUGUGGUGCACGAGGAUAAUGAGUGGGGUAUCUGUCUAGUGGAUGAGACGCCAGCAGAACAGCUGCAAGACGAUGCUCCUGCAGUGCAGGGGUUAGUGGAGGGGGUUCGGGCUGCGUACUCUGUCCCACAGUCAUCUACACAGACAGACAACGCAGACACUGUCACUGACACAGCAGUCAGCCUCGACGAUCUGAUGGCUCAGAUGAAGGCUAUGUAAAGAUGAAACUCGGUCCGAGAGCCACGGCAGCCAUUGCUGCCAACUGUAGAAGUGUGGUGAAGCUCAGCACGUCAUCCAUUGACCUCAGGGUUGCCAACAUUCCACCGGCCUGCACGCACAGGAAAUUGUACGGCAUCAGACCUACAAACCAACAACUCAAUUAUAUUUUGUGAGAACGAAUAAUUAUUUUUGUAAAAAAGUCCUGUGUGUUUAAGUAGCUUCAUGAAACUAUAAUGAUAAUGCAACAAAUUUAAACAUUUAUAGAUCCAAUUUUGGUCAAGUUAAUGUAAGGUUUCCCCAUCACAUAAAAUAUGCAGGCACUUAAAGUAUCUUUAACCAUAUACACAUGAUGAAGAUGAAUCCUUAUACAAGGCCUUACUAAACUGACCUAUCCAAACAUAUUGAAUAAAAUUAUUGUGCUGAGAUAGAAGCACUUACCUUCUAUCUCAGCACAAUAAUUUUAUUCAAUACGUUUUAAAAUUAAUAUGAAAAAUCCAAAUGAAAAAGGUUAAGGGUUAAACUCUCUAAAAUUGUUUUACAAUGUAAAAUUCCCCAAUGCUUUAAUGUUAUUGAAUCUACGUGUUACUUUGUGAUGUUACAAGUAUUUUUUUAUUUAUUUAAAUAGUAUUGUAUUGU
This is a messenger RNA of Macrosteles quadrilineatus (aster leafhopper), 2080 nucleotides long. Its product is annotated as ubiquitin-like modifier-activating enzyme 5. Bases 215 to 1444 code for a protein of 409 amino acids. The transcript is spliced from 10 exons. Gene Ontology annotation, molecular function: UFM1 activating enzyme activity. Gene Ontology annotation, biological process: protein ufmylation. Gene Ontology annotation, cellular component: cytoplasm; cytosol. NCBI's taxonomy places the organism in Eukaryota, Metazoa, Arthropoda, Insecta, Hemiptera, Cicadellidae. The record is from RefSeq and is a predicted model, not a curated record.